Molecule: messenger RNA, 1765 nt
Organism: Phragmites australis (common reed)
Lineage: Eukaryota; Viridiplantae; Streptophyta; Magnoliopsida; Poales; Poaceae
Product: sucrose nonfermenting 4-like protein
Exons: 13
Coding region: 307-1668 (453 amino acids)
Source: RefSeq, a predicted model, not a curated record
AGCCAACAGAACCGGGGGGGGGGGGGGGGGGUCCCCCGCACGCGCUCCAACACCUCUCUCUCUCCUUCCGCUGUUUCUCUCUCUUCACUCCUCCCUCGCUUCUCCCCCCAGUCCUCACACCAAGUUUCCUCUCCUGCGCCUCCCCCCGCGCCCAUAUAAUCCGGGCCGGCCGGUUCGCGGAUGGGCACGGGCUCGUCGACCUAGGGUUUGGUCGGUCGGUCGGUCGGCUGGUGGCUGGCUGGCUGGCGGUGCGAGGAGCCGGCGCUGCUCGCUCUCCCACUAGGGUUCCCCGGCGGCUCGCGCGGCAUGGUGCUGCGGCGGUUCUCGUGGCCCUACGGCGGCCGCAGCGCCUCCUUCUGCGGCAGCUUCACUGGGUGGAGGGAAUGCCCCAUGGGGUUGGUCGGGGCCGAGUUCCAGGUCGUCUUCGAUCUGCCCCCCGGGGUGUACCAGUACCGAUUUUUGGUUGAUGGUGUCUGGAGGUGUGAUGAGACGAAACCUUGUGUACGUGAUGAAUAUGGACUGAUCAGCAAUGAAUUGCUUGUGGAAAACAAUGCAAACCCCAUUGUGCAGCUGGAACCUUCUUCUAGUAGAGGAAUUAAUAUGGAUGAGGGUACCAUUUUGACAACGAUGCCCCCAGAACCAUCAUCUCAAAACUCAGGUGUGCAGAGAGCAGUUUUCCGCCAUCGGGUCUCUGGAAUAUUAUUACAUAAUACCAUAUAUGAUGUUGUUCCUGUUUCUGGCAAGAUAGCAGUUUUGGACUCAGAGAUUCCUGUUAAUCAAGCAUUUAAAAUUAUGCAUGACGAGGGUCUUUCUUUGGUUCCUCUUUGGGAUGACAAUCAGGGAACCAUAACAGGCAUGCUGACUGCAUCGGAUUUUGUAUUAAUCUUGAGAAAGUUGCAAAGAAACAUUCGAUCUCUUGCCCAUGAGGAACUUGAAAUGCACCCCGUUUCUGCUUGGAAAGAAGCAAAACUACAGUUUUAUGGAGGUCCAGAUGGAGCUGCCAUGCAGAGAAGGCCAUUAAUUCAUGUUAAGGAUUCUGAUAAUUUAGUGGAUGUGGCACUGACUAUAAUCAGAAAUGAAAUAUCUUCAGUUCCUAUCUUUAAGUCCCUGCCAGAUUCAUCAGGGAUGCCUUUACUUAAUCUUGCAACCCUUCCAGGGAUUUUGAAAUUUCUUUGCACAAAGCUCCAAGAACAGCCUGAAGGUUAUUCGUUUCUGCAAAAUCAGCUUGUCAGUAUUCCUAUUGGUACAUGGUCUCCACAUACUGGCAGGGCAAGUAACAGACAGCUCAGAACUUCACGACUGAGUGCUCCUCUAAAUUCCUGUCUGGAUUCGUUGCUUGAAGCUAGAGUAAGCUCAAUUCCUAUAGUUGAUGACAAUGGAUCCCUCCGCGAUGUCUACUCACUCAGUGAUAUCAUGGCUCUGGCAAAGAAUGAUGUUUACGCUCGCAUUGAACUUGAACAAGUGACCGUGCAAAAUGCUUUGGAUGUGCAAUACCAGGUGAAUGGCCGAAGACAGUGCCAUACUUGUUCGCAGACGAGUACCUUGCUUGAAGUUUUGGAGCAAUUGUCUAUUCCAGGGGUGCGGCGGCUUGUAGUUAUUGAACCAAGUACCAGAUUUGUGGAAGGAAUCAUCUCAUUGAGAGACAUAUUUACAUUUCUCCUUGGAUAGCAUCUGUGUAGCCAUUCCAUACAUGAAAGCAUGCUGUACUUGAUUCGGACAAAAUAAAAAGGUUUCUGCAAAUGUGAUAGUCUUCUUUCUUUCUUCA